Lonchura striata (white-rumped munia) is the source of this 1650-nucleotide messenger RNA. The record is from RefSeq and is a predicted model, not a curated record. NCBI's taxonomy places the organism in Eukaryota, Metazoa, Chordata, Aves, Passeriformes, Estrildidae.
GCAGAUGAUGGUAUAAAUGGAGAGAUAAGCUUCAUCUUAGCUGGUGGCAAUGAAGAUGGACACUUUGAAUUGGACACAUCCACAGGAAAAAUCAGUUUAAGAACUGUAAUCCCAUUACAAAUCAACCAGCUUAAGAAGUUUGUCUUGUGGAUAACAGCUACUGAUGGUGGGACCGUUCCAAGAAGUUCAUCAGUGCCAGUAGAAAUCUUUGCAGUUGGAGAUUCCAGGCCACAGUUUAUUCAGAAAACAUACAAUGUGUCUGUGAAAGAAGAGCUGGUUCCUCCUGUUGAAGUAGCACAAGUUGAGUAUAAGGCUUUAAAUCCCCACAUACCAGUUGAGUUUCGGGUGCUGACGGAAUCUGCUUUAUUUGCCAUCGAUGGCAACGGAGUUAUCUCAACAAAAAAAAAACUGGACUAUGAAUCCCAGAAAAAUUACACUCUCAAUAUCUCCUUGUCAGAUGGAAGCACUGCUGACUAUGCCAUGGUGUUUAUCAGAGUUACAGAUGUCAAUGAUAACAGCCCUGUGUUUGGUACAACCAGCACCACCAUUGCCAUCAUGGAGAACAUGCCAGUGGGAACCAAUGUCACUGGCGUGUCAGCCACAGACAUGGAUGAAGGAUUUAAUGGAUUAGUGGUUUACAACCUGAAGGGUGGAGAAGGAAAAAUGGAUAUUGACAGCUCAGGAUUCAUUUUCCUGCAAAAGGUGCUGGACAGAGAAGAACAAGGCUUCUAUAACUUAACUGUGAUUGCCAGUGACCAAGGUCAACCCAUGCGAUCUACAGCGCUCAACCUGACCAUCGUCAUUGAUGAUAUGAACGACAACCCCCCAGUCUUCUCAUCGAGCAGGUAUGAAGUGAAGGUCCCUGAAGACCAGGAGCUGGGAAGUGCCCUGCUGACACUGUCUGCUACAGACUUGGAUGCUGGGGCCAACUCCUUUGUGACUUACCGAAUCACUGACCAGCGACCUCAAACCCCCUCCCCAGUGUUCCUUGUCAGCUCAAGCACAGGCCAGUUCAGCCUGAGCCAGCAGCUGGAUUAUGAAACCAUAAAUGAAUUUGAAGUGAAAGUGGAGGCAUCAGAUGGAGGUCAGCCAACUCUGAGCACUGAAACACUCGUAGUUGUUCGUGUAGUAGAUGUCAAUGAUAACCCACCAGAAUUCAGUCAGGCAGCUUAUGAUGUAUUUGUGUUUGAAAACCAUCUGAUGGGGAGUCCUGUCUAUACAUUCAGUGUUGCUGACAAGGAUGAGGCUGGCUUUUCUCAGGGAUACUUUAUUCUCAGCAGCACUUCAUUUACUGUGGAUAUCCCUGGAACACUUUCAUUAAGGAAUAACACAGAACUGGACAGGGAGACUACAUCUGGAUUCACUUUACAAGUAUGGGCAGUCGAUAAUGUAAUAAAUGGGCUUAGUUCAAGUGCCUCAUUCCACAUCACUGUUCUGGAUGUCAAUGACAACAACCCUGAGUUUCAGAAUCAGCCAUACAGUUUCGAGGCUCUGGAAGGAGAGUACACGUUGAAUAAUCCCACUAGAGUUGGACAUGUGACUGCUACUGAUUUGGAUGAGGGAGAGAAUGCACGAAUUACUUAUUACUUGUCAGCUGAGGAUGGGGAUAAUCCAUACAGCAUCCAGCAGGUAAGGAUUUGGGUAUGCUGA